Molecule: messenger RNA, 1410 nt
Organism: Fragaria vesca subsp. vesca
Lineage: Eukaryota; Viridiplantae; Streptophyta; Magnoliopsida; Rosales; Rosaceae
Exons: 3
Coding region: 205-1188 (327 amino acids)
Source: RefSeq, a predicted model, not a curated record
AAAGUCAAAAGCCCUAUUCUUUCUUCCGACGCCGCCCUUUCUCAUCUUCCCGAUCUCAGCCUCUCUCAUCUCUUUCAGAUUAGCUUGGAGUAGACUUACAGAUUUGGGCUGGACUUUGGUGUUUAUAGCUCUGAUCUUUCUGGAUAAGAUGCACUUCUGGUCAUCAUACCAAAAUGCAGAUAUUGUACUGGUUUUUGUAUCUCAAUGGACACCAAGAAAUUCAUGCAACUGGUCGAGGAGAAAAAGAGGAGAGCUUUGGAGAAGAAAGAAGCCCCUUUGAAAUGGGAGCAGAAACUAGAAGCUGCUGCCAAGGCAAAAGCUGAUGCUGAAGCCAAAGCGAGGAAGUUGAAAUCUUUGAAGCAUAAGAGAAGGUCUGUGUCAGACUCUGAUUCCGAUAGCAGCAUUGAUGAUAGGAGAAAAUCAAGUAAAAGGAGUCACAAGAAGCACAAGAAACGCCCUCACUCAGACUCAAGUGACAGCGAAAAGAAAGAAAAGAGAUCCAGAAGGAAGCCAAAGAGAUAUUCCUCGGGGGCCUCAAGUGGCGACGUCAGUGAUGGAUAUGAGAGUGGCUAUGAAGGAGAUAAGAAGAGGAAGAAGCGAAGCCACAAAAGGCACAGGGUUUACGAAUCCAGGUCAGAAUCUGGUGUUUCUGGUUCUUCAAGUGAUGAAAAUGAUGAGAGAGUCAAGAAAAGUCAUGUGAGGCACCACAGGCGCCAUAGGAGGGCAGGUUCUGAUCUUUUGGAUUUUAGUGAUGAUGAACAGAGAAAAAUCAGAAGAAGUCAUGCAAAGCACCCUAAACACCAUCGACAAUUGAAAUCUGCUUCUGAUUCUUCAAGUUGUGAGGACGGUGAGAUUAGAAGGAAAGAUCGUGUAAAGCACCAUAAACGUCAUAGGCGUUCAGAUAGUGUUGAUUCAAGGUCAUCAGAGUCGGAUUCUUAUAGGCGUGACAGAAGGAGCAGAUCUUUGGGGAAGUCAUCGGAUGACAACCAUGAUCAAGCAGGUAAACAUAUGAAGGACAAGAGAGAUGGUCAUCAUCACCACCAUCACAGACGUCAUCACAACCAUCGCUUAGAGGAGAAGGAUAACUAUCCUGAGGAUUCAGUUAAGCCUAAUGGAAAGCGCAUCGAAGAUCUUGGUAGAAAUGGAGCUACUGACAUUAAUGAUGCUCCUGAUGAUCAAAAUGUCUAAAUGAUCUUUUAAACUGCAGAGUUCACUUCCCUGGAUUGGUCUUGUUUACAUUGUUCCUUGAUUGUUGGAGGGAUGCCCUCUUUCCUGCAUUUGUACCUUAAACUUCUAUUGGAUUAAAAGGCCCGGACUUCCUUAACAUUCCAAUUAUGAAUUGAUAUCUGAAAGUUCUGCUUGAUGAAGUUAAAGAAAAGAAAUAACAAAACGGAGCUUGCUUUGUCAAUU